Messenger RNA from Seriola dumerili (greater amberjack), 2453 nucleotides. It is a transcript of the gene yars1, whose product is annotated as tyrosyl-tRNA synthetase. Gene Ontology annotation, biological process: tyrosyl-tRNA aminoacylation. The record is from RefSeq and is a predicted model, not a curated record. The coding region runs from base 108 to 1709 and encodes 533 amino acids. Lineage: Eukaryota; Metazoa; Chordata; Actinopteri; Carangiformes; Carangidae. Gene Ontology annotation, molecular function: ATP binding; tRNA binding; tyrosine-tRNA ligase activity. The transcript has 14 exons.
GCAGAGUCUGUCGCUGAUGCAACCACACUGACUGGUCCACCCAGCCGGCAUCUCUCACCCACGUCUCGCUGUAAGAAGUCAGGUUUUGAGUUAGGAGUCCUUGAGCCAUGGCAGAUCAGCUGAGUCCUGAUGAGAAGUUCGACCUCAUCACUAGGAACCUCCAGGAGGUCCUGGGAGAGGAGAAGCUGAAGCAGGUUCUUCAGGAGAGAGAGCUGAAAGUUUACUGGGGUACAGCGACCACAGGAAAACCCCAUGUCGCUUACUUUGUCCCCAUGUCCAAGAUAGCAGACUUCCUGAAGGCUGGAUGUGAGGUCACUAUUCUGUUUGCAGACCUGCAUGCCUACCUUGACAACAUGAAAGCCCCCUGGGAGCUGCUGGAGCUCAGGGUGAAGUACUAUGAACAGGUCAUCAAGGCCAUGUUGGAGAGCAUUGGUGUGCCACUGGAAAAACUCAAGUUUGUCAAAGGAACGGACUACCAGCUCAGCAGAGAGUACACUCUGGACGUGUACCGCCUGUCCUCCAUGGUGACAGAGCAUGAUGCUAAGAAGGCCGGAGCUGAGGUUGUUAAACAGGUGGAGCAUCCUCUACUGAGUGGUCUGCUCUACCCUGGACUGCAGGCUCUGGAUGAGGAGUACCUGAAGGUGGAUGCCCAGUUUGGAGGAGUUGACCAGAGGAAGAUUUUCACCCUGGCAGAGAAGUACUUGCCCUCUCUUGGCUAUGCUAAACGUGCCCAUCUGAUGAACCCAAUGGUACCAGGACUGACAGGAACCAAGAUGAGCUCUUCAGAAGAAGAAUCAAAGAUUGACCUACUGGACUCUAAAGAGGAUGUGAAGAAGAAGCUGAAAAAGGCUUUCUGCGAGCCAGGAAACAUCCAGAACAACGGAGUCCUCUCCUUUGUCAAAUACGUCCUCUUCCCUCUGCGUGGAGAGUUCUGCAUCAAAAGAGACCCCAAGUGGGGUGGAGAUAAAGUCUACACGGGAUUUGAAGAGGUGGAGAAGGACUUUGCUGAGGAGUCGGUCCAUCCAGGAGACCUGAAGGCCUCAGUGGAAGUCGCACUAAACCAACUGCUGGAUCCAAUCAGAAAGAAGUUUGAGUCGCCUGAGCUCCGCAAGCUUACCAACACUGCCUACCCUAACCCUUCAAAGACAAAAGCGGGAGGAAAGGGUGCCAAGGCCGGUGGAGGAGGAGGAGGAGGAGAUGAUGAUGAGCUGGCCCCCUCCAGAUUGGACAUCAGAGUGGGCAAGGUCAUCAGUGUGGAGAAGCAUCCAGACGCUGAUUCACUGUACCUGGAGAAGAUCGACGUGGGCGAGACGGAGCCCAGGACGGUAGUCAGUGGGCUGGUGGCCUAUGUUUCACAGGAGGACCUGCAGGACAGAAUGGUGUUGUUGCUGUGCAAUCUCAAACCCCAGAAGAUGCGAGGGAUCGAGUCGCAAGCCAUGCUGCUGUGUGCCUCUGUUGAAGGGGAGCCAAGGAGGGUGGAGCCUCUAGACCCUCCAGAGGGUUCGUCACCAGGGGAACAGGUCUUUGUGGAGGGAUAUGAGACAGGCAAAGCAGACGACAGACUCAACCCAAAGAAGAAGGUGUGGGAGAAACUACAGGUCGACCUGAAGGUCUCAGACGAGUGUGUAGCUCAGUGGAAAGACAAGCAGCUGAUGACCAAACUGGGACAGAUCACAUGUAAAACACUGAAAGGAGGCAACAUCAGUUAAAUACACUCAAGCUACAUUCACCACUGAAGCUGCUGCUGCCCACCACCUCAAAACAACAAUACGCUCAUCACCAAAUUGCCAUGGCGACAAUGGUCAAUCUUCAACUGGAUGUUUUCUCGGAAAAGGACAUCGAUGCCAAAAGUCUCAGAUGCUUUCAGACUGGCUUUGACAAAUUCUGUUACCUUGCUUUGACUUCAUUAGGAAAGAUAUAUGUAAUUCCUCUAAACAUAAGCCACUUACAAGAAAAAUUAUGAAACUAAUCAACCUUUGAUUCUUUCGUUUAUCUUUUUUGUUUACUGGGCAUUGAUGGUUUUACUAAUGGACUUAAAUGUACACAUACAACAAAUGUUCUGCAAAUCGUAGAUAGCCGGGCCUGAUCAGAUAAAGAAGGACUGAUUGCUUGAAUGUUGACGUACCAGUCGCUCAUUCUUGGUUGUAGCUGAUAAGGAUUCUCAGGUGUUUAAAAAGGGACUUAAUGUAUCAGUACUUUUCCUGGGUAAAAUUGCACUUGUGUUGUUUGCCUUCAUGGUAAAUGUCAUGCCAACCUGCCAAACCUAAUUAAUAAGAAUGGUUUUAUGGGGGUUUCAGUCAUCAGAUGUGUGGAAAGAUAUAUUUGCCUUGUGCUACAGGACGGUUACAUUUGGGGGUAGUGUUGUACAGAAAUCAAUGACUGAACAUUAACUGUCAUAAUCAAAUAAUACAUCAUAUCAAAUAUGAAAUAAAUGCUGAAUUUUGUGGUCUGCA